AUGGCUCCUCAACUCGACGGCUACUUUACCCAAGUCGACAAGCUCUCGUCGCACUUUAUCGACCGCCUCGGCAGAGCCGUUGCCAUCCCCUCUAUCUCGUCAGAUGCUGCUCGCCGACCCGAUGUAGUCCGUAUGGCUCAUUUUCUGGCCGAUGAGCUCAAGGCUCUAGGUGCUAGUGUCGAGUUACGGCCUCUUGGCAAGCAACCUGAUAACCCCGCCCUCGACCUACCCCCCGUCAUCCUCUCCAGAUACGGGAGUGAUAAGAACAAGCGGACCAUACUCGUGUACGGACAUUACGAUGUCCAGCCGGCUGACAAGACCGACGGCUGGGCUACGGAGCCCUUCACCCUAGCCGUUGGCGAGGACGGACGCAUGUUUGGUCGUGGCAGCACGGAUGACAAGGGCCCCGUUCUUGGCUGGUUGAAUGCCAUUGAAGCUCACCAGAAAGCUGGCGUUGACUUCCCUGUCAACUUGCUGAUGUGCUUCGAAGGUAUGGAGGAGUACGGAUCCGAAGGUCUAGACGAACUCAUCGAGCAAGAGGCCAAGGUUUUCUUUGCUGAUGCUGACGCCGUCUGCAUCAGUGACAACUACUGGCUAGGUACAGAGAAGCCAUGUCUGACAUACGGUCUCCGAGGCGUGAAUUACUACAGCGUCGAGGUCUCUGGCCCAGGCGCAGAUUUGCACAGUGGUGUCUUUGGCGGUACGGCACAGGAGCCUAUGACAGAUCUUGUUCGUGUACUAGGUAGCUUAGUAGACACGAACGGUAAGAUUCAAAUACCCGGCAUUAUGGACCAAGUUGCCCCCGUUACAAAGGACGAAGAGUCACUAUACGACGGCAUCUCUUUCACAAUGGAAACUCUACACGAGUCCCUCGGCUCUAAGACAACCAUAUUUGAGGACAAGAAGUCGACGCUGAUGGCGCGAUGGAGAUAUCCUUCGCUCUCCGUGCACGGCAUCGAAGGUGCCUUCUCAGCCCCUGGUGCGAAGACUGUCAUCCCCGCCAAGGUUAUUGGCAAGUUCUCCAUCCGCACUGUGCCUAAUAUGGAGAUCGAGAAGACGAAUGAGCUGGUAGCCAAGUACGUCAAGGAAGUCUUUGCGAAGCUCGGUAGCAAAAACACCAUGAAGGUGUACCCGCAACACUGUGGAAAGUGGUGGGUUGCGAGUCCCAACCACUGGAACUUCCGCGCUGCUGGGAAGGCCGUUGAGCGUGUAUGGGGAGUACAGCCAGAUUUUACACGCGAGGGUGGCAGCAUUCCUGUUACUCUUACGUUUGAGCAAGCUACUGGUAAGAAUGUGCUUCUACUGCCGAUGGGCAGCUCGACGGAUGGUGCGCACUCGAUCAACGAAAAGCUCGAUAAGCGUAAUUACAUUGAGGGCAUCAAGCUUCUUGGCGCAUAUCUGCACUAUGUUGCGGAGGAGCCUCAGCAGUAAGUGUUUGACCACCAAGAUAUACAUACCGCGAUACCACAAUACAAAUACAUCAAAUUACGAUCUGUUUUUAUUUUUGUUUUUGUUUAUGUUGAUAAUUGGAGACUUUAUAGUGUUUGAUGCAGUACCUUGAAUAAUACUGCGGUAGAUGUAUUGGAGGUAAGUAUACUUGGAGUUGAGUCGUGUAUAAAAGAUGGAAAUGAAUUACAAUCUGGUAUACUAUGUAGGUACAAGGUACGUACACUGGUUUAGUUUUCAGGGGUACAUGGUAGCUUUUCCUCCUGUCUAUCAA
This is a messenger RNA of Hypoxylon fragiforme, 1720 nucleotides long. Its product is annotated as CNDP dipeptidase. Gene Ontology annotation, molecular function: metallodipeptidase activity. Bases 1 to 1431 code for a protein of 476 amino acids. Gene Ontology annotation, biological process: proteolysis. Lineage: Eukaryota; Fungi; Ascomycota; Sordariomycetes; Xylariales; Hypoxylaceae. The record is from RefSeq and is a predicted model, not a curated record. The transcript is spliced from 2 exons.